This is a messenger RNA of Papilio polytes (common Mormon), 545 nucleotides long. Its product is annotated as RING finger protein 121-like. The record is from RefSeq and is a predicted model, not a curated record. The annotation marks the transcript as partial. Gene Ontology annotation, molecular function: ubiquitin protein ligase activity; metal ion binding. Lineage: Eukaryota; Metazoa; Arthropoda; Insecta; Lepidoptera; Papilionidae. Gene Ontology annotation, cellular component: Golgi membrane; endoplasmic reticulum membrane. The transcript has 4 exons.
AUGGCAAUUGUCAAUGUAGGUUAUACUUUUUGAUAGCCUGAGUACAUUUUAGAUGCCGGAGUUCUAGAUUUACCAAUAAUUAAAUUAUGUAAAUACUAGCUAAAUAUAAGCAAGGUAUUAUCUAAUCGUCCUAAGAAAAUAUAAUUCUAUAACAAUCAUGGAUCUUCACCGGCCUGUUGAUUCUAAUAAGACAUAUGAAGAGAUGACCGCAGAAGAAAAGUUACGAUAUGAUCAUCAGAAGAUGCACGAAAUGCACCGCGGCCAUGAAUCGAUGCACACCACUAUGGUGAUGAUCCUAAUCAUCACAUUAGUGGUGGCGCAGUUUGUCGUUGUGGAAUGGAAGAAGCGGCAUUAUCGAUCUUAUGCUUUGUUCACAAUGGUAGCAAUGUGGUCGAUUCCACUUGCGCUAAGCUUCCACAAAGGAUGGUGGAGGUUCAUCACGAUCUGGACUGUCUUUACCCUGCUCACUGGAAUUAUUAUAAGGAAGUCAUCUGCAAAGCCAAUGUCCAAUACCACGCCAAGGUUAGUGCUUAUAAAAAACAUUU